This is a messenger RNA of Dreissena polymorpha, 4074 nucleotides long. RefSeq lists its product as uncharacterized. Gene Ontology annotation, molecular function: protein binding. The transcript has 9 exons. The record is from RefSeq and is a predicted model, not a curated record. NCBI's taxonomy places the organism in Eukaryota, Metazoa, Mollusca, Bivalvia, Myida, Dreissenidae. Bases 2155 to 3519 code for a protein of 454 amino acids.
CUUAACCAUAAACGUUAAUACCGAACUCGAUAUGUCAAACAGACCAUACACCUGGAGGUUUAAUGGAAAUCUUGUUAAAUGGGUAAAUUUAAUAUACAUGCAAAGAAUAUGUAUGUAAUAGAAGUGUUCAACAGACAAAAAAGUCGUGUGAGGUUUAAAUUAUAUAAACUUCCGCAUGUGUCGUUGGUAAAACCAAAUGCAGUUGACAUAACCAUCACGUGCGUUUAUUGAUAGUUGAGCUGUAUUAACACAUUAAGAUAUAAACAGACGAUUUGCAUACAUGAACUAGGCGUUUAAACAUGGUAAGAUGUGGAAACUGGGUUUUUAAAUAAAUAUUUUUAAAUUUUUAAUUAGAAGCUUUAUAUUGAGUGUAUUUUUAAUUUACAUAUUUCGAUUUCAUUGACAUAUAAGAAGAUGGAACAUAAGGAAUGUGUAUACAAGAUAUGCAAAACAUCAAGUAAAAUUUUCCGAUUGGACGAAGAAUUUGUUUCGUGAACGAACGGUCGACGCAAACCACGACUCGUUGGAAUUCAAAGAGAGAUAGUGAUUCGUUAAAUUCAAGUGGAGGCAAUGAACUGUAAGACAUCAACAGGUGAUAAUGAUUCGUAAGAAUCCAAAGGGAGACAAUUAUUCCUAGGAAGUCAACAGAUGAUAAUGAUUAGCUGGAUUACAAAAGUGAUCAUGACACUUCAAAAUUUAAAGGAAGAUGAUGGCUCUUUUUAAUAAAAAAACCUAAAUGACUCUUUAUAAUUCAAAGAAGGAUAAUUACUAGUUGGAAUGUGAAGGGAUAUAAUGAUGAGUUGGACUUAAAGGGGAAAUAUUGACACAUUCGUUCUCAAAAGGGGCUAAUGACUGUUUAGAAUUCAAAGGAAGACAAGGACCAUUACGAAUUCAAAGCGAGUUAAUGUAUGGCUGAUUCCGUUACCGACAAUAUCUAAGAUUCAAUAACAAUGCUUUAAGAGAUAUGAAUUACUAAUGUUUCGCCUAAAUUUACACCGCGGUAAGUUUCAUUAUUUCAUGGAAGAAAACUUUGAUAAGUAGGUCGUUUAGCUUUUUCUUCUUUAUCAAAGCAUAUCAACAGUACUUUAACAAUGGACCUCGGAAUAGAAACCUACUUUGAGGCCCAGUUCGUCGGCCGGAAAGAUGAACUUCGCGAUUUGCAAGCUGCCUGGAACAAAAAACAAAGAAUGUUCGGAAUUUUUGGGAUGCGAUCUGUUGGUACAUCAAGGCUAGCGAAGGAGUUUUUGGCUAGUGUCUCGGGCCAAUAUGAUAAACUUGUCUACGUUAACUUGAAGGAGACCAGCGACCUAGUCGCAAUGUACGUCAAUAUAUGCGCUCAAUUGACUGUUUCUGUUGAAUCUCAUCCAAACGAUGUCAAGUCGUGGGAAAGCAUGCUUUUCUGUGCUGUUUCCACUAGACAAACGCAAUACUUAUUAUUUUUUGACAACGGCGAAUAUUUUAUCGACAAUGAAGCCGAAACUCUCGAACCUCUACGCAAGCUGUGUGUUGCUCUUUUGAAACAGAGCAAUAUAAAAGUUAUUUUGACUUCUACAACGAAGUUUCAGCUGGAAAGUUUGCGGCGUAUCUAUUACGUGUGUGAGCUACAACCGCUCAAGCCAACAGAGACAUCGGAAUUACUGAGAGCCGAAUCGCCCGGUGUGGACUACGGCGAAUACUUGUACCCUAUUGUAGAACUUAGUGAAGGGUUGCCGCUUCUGAUUCUCAUGAUAACGUCCGAGCUUCGAGGCGACGGAGGCAUGUUGACGCCGAAGGACAUGGCGCAACUGCUAGCGGAAUACAGACUGAAGAUCCUUAGUCGAGAGUUUUAUCCGGGGAAAGACAGAGUUGCUGACGUGUAUCGGCUAUUCAUCAAUCGCCUGAGCCCCGUGCUAGCAGAGACGGUUCUUAGACUUGGAUUAUAUACCAGGCUCAUUUACUGCAGAAGAGGCCAGAUCGCUACUUGAUUAUUCGACGGUAGCGUUGGUGAAGGACCAAGUGCUGGUCCCUAAACUUAGGCGUCACUUCAUUACCUAUGAUCCCUCGAAUAGGCGCUUUAACAUACAAGGAAUCUUGCGGGAGUGUCUCAAAACGUAUUUCGCUUUGCGGCACAUUCCAGAAAUCCGCAAGCGUUUCUGCCAAACAUUCACCGAGGUAAUGACGAGCAUAUCUCGACGUUAUACGUCACAGGAGUAUGCCAACGCCUUGGCGGACUUUGCGUUUGAGCAGCCGAACCUGCAGAAGCUGUUGCUGGAGAUACAAUACACAACACAGGACACUUACACGUUCUUUAUUCGGAUGGCUACUGAGUCCACGGAGUUUAUUGAGAAAUAUCUCACAGGAAACUCGGAGGAUUUCUACAGUCAAUGUCAUCGUGCAGCAGACCGAUACGGUAAAGAAACGGACAAAGCUGUAGUAGAUAUUGCCGUGGGAAGCCUGUACACAUAUGUCAAGGCAAAAUUCAAAGAGGGCUACACCAAAUACAGCGCAGCGCUAUGCAUAUUGAAAGGCGCUGGAAAGUCGCUACAGCUGGCUACUGUGCAUCAGCGCAUCGGAUCCAACCUUAUUUUUCAGGAUCAAAACAAAGAAGCUAUCACUCAUUUAAAGAAGUCGCUGGCCAUUUCGCUGGUAUCCGGGAAGCCUUUCGAAUUUAUAGCUCUUCAGGCGUUUAGCAGUAUGGGAUGUACGCUUACCAAGUUAGGACGAUUCAAAGAUGCUGAGAAAUACCAUUUUGUUUGCCUCAAACGUCGACGGAAAAUUCAAGGCAAAAAUCACCCGGAUGUCGGAACGACCUUGAACAACAUUGGACUCAUGUAUGACCAGAAGGGCGACGGUAGGUUGGCAUUGAAAUACUUUCAAGAAGGCCUUGAAAUAAAGAACAAAUCCAAGGCUCCAGAUCUUUCUCGCGUCGCUUCGUUGACGAAUGUUGCAAACGCAUGCGUGGACGUUGGCAAGUUAGCUGUGGCAUUAAAUGCUUUAGACGAAGCAGAAGAAAUUUUAACAAAGCAACGGUUUCCGCAGCCAUACCUUAUUGCGUAUUUGAAUGACACGAGGGGAAAGUUGUAUUUCCAACAGGGCAAUAUGGACAAAGCAGGUGAAAUGUUCGAGAAAGCGGCACGGGGACGCGAGGACGUGGCGUCUGGAAAAACCGACCACGUGGAAAGCUUGGUUCACUUGAUGAAAGUGGCCGUUAAAAAGGGGGACAAUGCUAAAUGUAUUAAAACUGGAAAAACUGUGCUUUCCUUCAGUGAUGAUGUUAUAAAGCAGCGACCGAAAAGUCACUUUUUGACUGAGUGUUACGAUUGCCUCGCAAAGGUAUAUAAUACAAUGGGCGACGACGAAAAGGUCAGGGAUACGUUGACCAAGAUCAAGACGGAACUGUUAAGGCUGGAAUACCUUUACACGCGUGAUUGCAAUGAAGGUCAGGCGGUUAAAAUAAGGCAACAGCUUGCGGACAUUGAGUGCAAGCUGAAGGCGAUGUCUCACACCCUCGACGAGGUUACAAACCUCAAGACAGUGUGAUCUCAUUAGAACUAUUCAAUGAACAGUUGCGUUGUGAGAUUAUCAAAUGAAUGAUGCUAAAAAUGCACAUUGGUACAUGAUCCAAUUGAUUUCUUCCAAUCGUGCAGGAACAUACAAACAAGUACGAACUGUAAAGCGAAUAAUCAGGGCCAUCUUUACAGUAUAUAGGUCUUACUGAGUAUAAUCUACGCACCUUUAACACAACUUUUAUUUUCAAAGUGUUACAUUUUUCCCCAAACGACAUUGUACAGGUAUUUUUAUUUUUAAAUAUAUUUAGGGUGCAUAAUGAACGAAACAAAACCGUAAUAAGUUCGCUCUGAAAGUACUAGAACUUACUACAUCGAAUGCUUUUUACUACUAAGCUAUGAAUUGUGUACUUAAAUGAAUGAAACGAUGCAACAAUUUGUUAAGGUAUUUACUUUGAUUUGAGAUAACGUGUUGAGUAUAUUGAAUGUUCAACGUUUCUUUUUUUACCGUAACCAAAUUAUGUACUUGAUGUUGUAUUUAUAUUUAUUCGCACUAUUAAACUUGUAAUUCAAAGAGUAUUAAUAAGUA